CAAAUCCAGCCCAACUGCUUGUCUGACCUUCUCAGCCAAUGCGGGUCCUUAGAAGAUUAAGUAUCAGUAUAACACAGGGUCAAAUAAGCGAAGACGUGUGCAGAACCUUACAGCCAGACUCCUGGACACUCUCGUCUUGUUGCUUCUCUGAGGUGUGAAGUCUGUGAACAUUAUGUCUGACACGGAGGAUGUUGGGAUUGAGGAAGAGGUAUUAGAUGUAGAGGUAGCCCCAGAGGCUGAGCCUGAGCCAGAGGCUGAGCCUGAGGAAGAACCUGAGCCAGAACCAGAGGUGCAUGAGGAAGAGACCUAUGAAGAGGAAGAGGAAAAGCCAAAAUUCAGACCCAGUGCACCAAAAAUCCCAGAAGGAGAGAAAGUAGACUUUGAUGACAUCCAGAAAAAGCGGCAGAAUAAGGAUCUCAUCGAACUGCAGGCACUCAUUGAUGCCCACUUUGAAUGCAGGAAAAAUGAGGAGGAGGAACUUAUUGCUCUGAAGGAGAGAAUUGAGAAACGUAGGGCUGAGAGAGCAGAGCAACAGAGGAUCCGUGCUGAAAAGGACAAAGAGCGUCAAGCAAGACGUGAGGAGGAAAGGCUGAGGAAAGAGGAGGCAGAUGCAAAGAAGAAGGCAGAGGAGGAUGCUAAGAAGAAAUCUGUUCUGACAAGCAAGGGCUCUAACUACAGCAGCUACCUGCAGAAGGCUGACCAAAAGAAAGGAAAGAAACAGACAGAGAGAGAGAAAAAAAGAAAGAUCUUGGCUGAGAGACGCAAGCCUCUAAACAUUGAUCAUCUGAAUGAAGACAAGCUGAGGGAUAAGGCCAAGGAGCUGUGGGACUGGAUGUACAAUCUUGAGUCUGAAAAAUUUGACCACAUUGAGAAGCUAAAGCGGCAGAAGUAUGAGGUCAUCUCGCUUCGCAACCGUAUUGAUGAGCUGCAGAAACACUCCAAGAAGGGUGCUGCUGCUCGUCGCAGAAAGUAAACUGUUGAUGGAGAAGAUUGUACCAUUUGAAGCAAUGACCUGAUUACUCAGCUUCCAUUAAGUGCUCUCAUUGUCAUCAGACAACUGAAUUUUUACUGAUCCUCAAAUAUGAACUACCAUGUGAUUUUAGUCUAUCUCCUCUAGUCUGUAACCACUGUAAGGUUUUCAUUCUGUGGUGUAUAAAUAAAAUUUUCAAUCUCCAACUUUU
Molecule: messenger RNA, 1181 nt
Organism: Pangasianodon hypophthalmus (striped catfish)
Lineage: Eukaryota; Metazoa; Chordata; Actinopteri; Siluriformes; Pangasiidae
Gene: tnnt3b
Product: troponin T type 3b (skeletal, fast)
Exons: 14
Coding region: 173-973 (266 amino acids)
Biological process (GO): muscle contraction; sarcomere organization; regulation of muscle contraction
Cellular component (GO): troponin complex
Molecular function (GO): tropomyosin binding; troponin C binding; troponin I binding
Source: RefSeq, a predicted model, not a curated record